Messenger RNA from Penicillium cataractarum, 672 nucleotides. RefSeq lists its product as uncharacterized. The record is from RefSeq and is a predicted model, not a curated record. The transcript is spliced from 2 exons. NCBI's taxonomy places the organism in Eukaryota, Fungi, Ascomycota, Eurotiomycetes, Eurotiales, Aspergillaceae. Bases 1 to 672 code for a protein of 223 amino acids.
AUGUCCAGCCCGCCUAUCGACCCUCCAUCUGGUGGAGCCAACGAUCCUGACCCGAUGGACACCGAUGUGAUGGGCUUCCCAAGUCUCGAAGAGAUCGACAGCGCAAUCUUCGAAGAUAUAGACAGCACAAUCCUCGAAGGAUUUGAUCCAACCAACAUCGACCAAAUGAUGGCUGACUUUACACAAGCCCUCAAUGCCGAAAUGGCCAGUGCUAUCGCAACUACCAAUCCAAUGCUUCCUCCGCCACAGCACUUGGCCUCCAGUCAAGAGGCCCUUGAAGGGUAUCUGGUUCAAAUGCAAGCCUAUGCUGGCAUCCCACGAGACGAGCUUCAGCCAACACAAGCCUCCCAAUUGCCUCAACAGGCCCGGGGUAUCUCGAAUUUUCGAAUCAUAAACGGUCGUCUCACGGCAAUGGCGAUACCUCCAGCAACCUUUGAUGGUUACUUGGCCCCCAUGACAGAUCCCACAGCUAACCAACAGAACCCGGGAAAUUCGGAUGACCCUGGCAAUGACACUCAGACUGGAUCCAACCCCAAUGGUUCCAGGACUGACGGUCCCACCACUGAUGGUUCCAAUUUUGACGGUUCUAGCAGCGAUGGUUCGGACAGCGAUGGCUUUAUCAGAGUUGAAGACUCUGAUAUUGAAAUCGACAUGGGUGAAGAUGGAAAUUAG